Messenger RNA from Acanthaster planci (crown-of-thorns starfish), 2971 nucleotides. Its product is annotated as cytosolic beta-glucosidase-like. Gene Ontology annotation, molecular function: hydrolase activity, hydrolyzing O-glycosyl compounds. The record is from RefSeq and is a predicted model, not a curated record. NCBI's taxonomy places the organism in Eukaryota, Metazoa, Echinodermata, Asteroidea, Valvatida, Acanthasteridae. Gene Ontology annotation, biological process: carbohydrate metabolic process.
AUGAUUGCACUUGUAAUCUUAAUUUGCUCUUUAACCUACUGCUGGUCACCCGUUCAUGUCGGUGCUCAGUUUGCCUACCCGGACGUCUUCAAUGACCCCGAUCGAGAUUCGCCAAUUUAUGGCAAGUUUCCGGAGGGGUUCGCCUGGGGAUCUGCCACCUCUGCAUACCAGGUGGAAGGCGGCUGGAAUGCGGACGGCAAAGGCAAAAGCAUCUGGGACACCUUCGCACAGAGCGGUCGAUGCGCUUAUGGACAGACGGGCAACGUGGCCUGCGACAGCUACAACAAAUACGCCGAGGAUGUCCAGCUUGCCAAGGCUAUAGGCCUGACACACUACCGCUUCUCGAUCUCCUGGCCUCGUGUCAUGCCGGACGGCACCCGUGCUAGUCUCAACGAACCCGGCUUAGCCCACUACGAAUCCUUGGUCGAUGAGCUGCUCAAGGAAGGCAUAGAGCCCGUGGUAACACUUUACCAUUGGGACUUACCGCAGGCUCUUCAGGACAACUACGGUGGCUGGGAGAACGACUCGCUCGUGCCUCUCUUCAACGACUAUGCCGACGUAUGCUUCGAGCGCCUGGGCGCCAAAGUAAAGCUCUGGAUCACUUUCAACGAGCCCUACGUGGUCACUUGGCUGGGUUACGGUAUCAACGUCUUCGCUCCAGGCAUCUACGACCCGGGCUAUGCACCCUAUCGCGCAGCACACACAAUCAUCAAAUCACACGCUGCGGCAUACAAUACUUACAAACAGAAAUACAAGCCUCAGUACAACGGACAAGUCUCGAUUACGUUGAGUACCGAUUUCGGCCUGCCUAAAGAUGAGAACAAUCCAGCUCAUGUAGCCGCGGCAGACCGAUAUAUGCAGUUCACAGCAGGCUGGUUUGCUCAUCCCAUCUUAAAGAACGGGGACUACCCGGACGCAAUGAAAUGGCAAGUUGGCAACAAGAGCAUCGCCCAGGGUCUGAACGAGAGCCGGCUACCGGUGUUCACCGAGGAAGAGAAGCUUUCUAUCGCCGGCACCGGGGACUUCUUCGGACUCAACGCCUACACUACCACCGUGUGCAGCGACAAUUUCCGGCCUACGGAUCCCAACUACGAGGACGAUCAGGACGUGGAGCGCUAUCAGCCCGAUAACUGGCCCACGUCCGGCAGCGACUGGCUUCGCCCUGUGCCUUGGGGCAUGCGUAGACUGUUAAACUGGGUUGAUAAGGAGUACGGUAAACCCAUCUACAUCACCGAAAAUGGAGUCUCUACUGCCGAUGUGGCCGAGCUAAAUGAUGAGACCAGAGUUACCUUCUACAAGGCUUACAUCAAUGAGGUUUUAAAAGCAUCGAAACUCGACGGAGUGGACGUCCGCGGCUACUUCGCCUGGUCUCUCAUGGACAACUUCGAGUGGACAUCGGGAUACACGCAGCGCUUCGGCCUCCACUACGUGGACUUCGAAGACCCGGAACGGCCGCGGACACCUAAGGAGUCGGCCAAUUUCUACAAGAGUUUGAUCGCUUACAACGGCUUCGAGGAGAAGAGCGGGGCUGGAACGAUCUCGUUAUCUUAUCUUGCCCUCCUAGCCUCGUUAGUCUUCUGUUUUCUCAAUUGAUUAGGGAUUUUGUCCGAAUCACUAAUAACCAAGAGCAUUGACAAGGAAAAUGCAACUCUACUGACUAAUCCGAUUAUACUAGUUUUACGAAUGCGAGUGAAACACAGAAAAAAAAUGUAGUACGUCUGUGUCCCUAUUCGCCCCGAGCUGAAGUGCACCCCCAAUCGGCGAAAGAAAGACAGCUGGUUACAAGCGGGUCCUUGCAUGCGUUCUGCGCGUACGCAAAGACUAUACAUGCCCUGCAUCAAACGCGCAUAGACUUGCGCGCCUCAUGGCGCGUCUAUGCGAUGAGUACCUAAAAAAGCACGCCCUCUUUUGUUCCGCCCGGAGUGGCUACCACGAGGCCAAACAUACACGACACAGACGCACUACAUUGUUCCUUGUUCCACGAGCGCGAACAUGAUAACGAAUUCAUUUUCAAGCAAACUUGACGCGCAGUAAAGAUAUUAUAGGGCUUACAGUGCGUGCAAAUGCCCUACCUUUGAAUUUAAAGUACUUCUUGCAGUUGUGCGUUUUGCUUUCAUAGUAAAAAAAGCAAAAUGCGUUGAGUUAGUACAGCGCUUUACGCGCGGUUUGAUCUGAACCGUGCAAUGCAGUUAUAUAUAUCACACUGUUUGUUGCCAUGCAUCGACCAAUCUGAAUUUAGGAUUCAAGUUUGCCUGAAGAUAAGAUGCCAUACCUGCAUGCAGUGGCAACGCCCUCACACGCACAUUCUUGAACUUGACGCGCGCGUGCAUUUGGCAGAUCCCCACACUCUAUUGGUCAAAGAGGCAUGUAACGCGCGCGUACCAACUGACCACGAGCGCUGCGCCACUGCAGUAAUGGCUUAUAGUUCUGGUUGUCGAAUUACUAUAUAGGUAUAACGACAACUGCGAAACGACUCGCACAUGCACUGAAGAGGUGGUUAUUUGAGCCAAGAUUUCCACACAGAAUAAAAUUAUAGGUUCAAGCAACAACCAAAUCCGAAAACUCGAUACUGGAAAUCUGUUAAAUAAAUUGCUCAAACUAUGAAGACGAAUAAUUACCAACCAUUACAAAUCAGGAUUUGCAAAUAGGCUACAUACUUUUGAAGCUUUCAUUUAUCAGCUGCAAGACUGUACGUGUAAAUACAGAAAAAAAGUAAAAUUUAUAUUUCUGGUCGAGUUAACUGACGUAACACACUUUGAAGGGAAAACGUAAUCAAAUAGCUUUUUGCGUUAGAAUUAUAAAUUUUGUUUGACGGGUUGCAGUGUACAGACCAGAUACAAUAAUAAAUCAUGAUUUUACGAUCAGAAGACGUUGGUAAUGACAUUAGUUGCAAUCUAAAAUUGUCUGGCGUUGCUGGGCAGCAGACAAUGUGCAAUUGACGAUUCUUGCUUUGUUCACGAUCCCUCCACCC